Molecule: messenger RNA, 846 nt
Organism: Aspergillus glaucus CBS 516.65
Lineage: Eukaryota; Fungi; Ascomycota; Eurotiomycetes; Eurotiales; Aspergillaceae
Exons: 1
Coding region: 278-736 (152 amino acids)
Source: RefSeq, a predicted model, not a curated record
GAUUCUAAUGCAAGUCCAUGAUCGUCCAUAUCCAACAUGCCAGAACCCCCUCCCAAUCCCUCCACACCAGACAGCUGCUUCGCCACAACCGCCGAAAGAGCCUACUACCACUUUGACAACAUCUUCAUAAAACGCACCCUCCGUUCCAGCGAAGACAUGACAACGCAGCGCGGCACAAAGCACGUCCCCCGCCUGAACAAAGAUCGUCUCCAGAACGAGGCUGCGUGUCUAUGGUUUAUAAGACGCGUUUGUCCUGAGAUCCCUGUCCCGAGGAUUUAUGGGGGCGUUCGAGGUCGAUUGGAGCUUUUUGUUGACUACGGAGUAUGUACAGGGGUUAGAGGAGGGGGAGAAGAGAGUUGUUACGGAGGAGUUGUUGGGGUAUCUUGCUAUACUUCACCGCAUCAAAUCGAAGACUACUGGUAGCCCGGACCCAAAGGGUCCAGUCAUCCCUCCAUAUCGGGCUAUGGCUGCAGACGAUACCAGGGAUACCUGGCCGCGCAAAACAAGUGACAAAGAGGAGUACGUAUUCUGCCACAACGACCCCUCGCAAGCAAACAUCAUCGUCGACCCCGAGACACUGAAAAUAAAAGCAAUCGUAGAAUGGGAGUACGCAGGGUUCUGGCCAGAGUGGUUCAAGAUGCGCAUUUGGGAGAGAGUUGGGCCGAGUGUGGCCCUGGAGCGGUUUGGGGAGAGGGAGGAUGUGCCUGCAUUGCUCUCGUUUCUUAAUGGUAGCUAGACUCGGUACUUGUAUACAGGGCUAACCCGCACGCACCAAGACGCGUGUCUGGUAUGGCCAGGAAAAUAACUAAGUAGCGAGUAAUGUGAUAGGUGAUCGCUACGAAUGGA